Molecule: messenger RNA, 1882 nt
Organism: Myotis davidii
Lineage: Eukaryota; Metazoa; Chordata; Mammalia; Chiroptera; Vespertilionidae
Gene: PPIH
Product: peptidylprolyl isomerase H
Exons: 10
Coding region: 69-602 (177 amino acids)
Biological process (GO): protein peptidyl-prolyl isomerization; protein folding
Cellular component (GO): intracellular membrane-bounded organelle
Molecular function (GO): peptidyl-prolyl cis-trans isomerase activity
Source: RefSeq, a predicted model, not a curated record
AAGCCGCGGAGCUCGGAUGAGAUUCGCCGGAAGCCCAAGCUCCCGACUUCUGCUUCCGGGUCAGAGCCAUGGCGGUGGCAAAUUCAAGCCCUGUCAACCCCGUGGUGUUCUUUGAUGUCAGCAUUGGCGGCCAGGAAGUUGGCCGAAUGAAGAUCGAGCUCUUUGCAGACGUUGUGCCUAAGACAGCCGAGAACUUUAGGCAGUUCUGCACUGGGGAAUUCAGAAAAGAUGGGGUUCCUAUAGGAUACAAAGGAAGCACUUUCCACAGAGUCAUAAAGGAUUUCAUGAUUCAGGGUGGAGAUUUUGUUAAUGGAGAUGGUACUGGAGUUGCCAGUAUUUACCGGGGGCCAUUUGCAGAUGAAAAUUUUAAACUUAGACACUCAGCUCCAGGCCUGCUUUCCAUGGCAAAUAGUGGUCCCAGUACAAAUGGCUGCCAGUUCUUCAUCACCUGCUCUAAGUGUGAUUGGCUGGAUGGGAAGCACGUAGUGUUUGGAAAAAUCAUUGAUGGACUUCUAGUGAUGAGAAAGAUUGAGAAUGUUCCCACAGGCCCCAACAAUAAGCCCAAGUUGCCUGUGGUGAUCUCACAGUGUGGGGAGAUGUAAUCCAGAGCAAGACGGAAUCAGGCCUGCUCUUGCUCUGGGUGAUGCUCAUGAGUAGGAAAAUCUGGAUUGGCCCCUGUGUUUGCUUCCUGGCCUGCUGUUGCCCUGUUUGAUCAAGAAAUCUUGGAAGUAUCACAAUUCAGAACCCAGGAUUUUCCAUGUUUUUCGACUGUAAAUAAAGUUUUUUUGUUUUAGUAUGUGUGUUGUUGUAAUGAUAGCCCCAUUUCCUCACAACGUAGCUUUAGGCUAUUGUGGACCUGGCUCUCCAACUGCAAGGCCAGUGUGGACCAGAGCCCCAAAUUUAUAAGCAUUUAUAGCAUUCCCCCUUAGGUUCGAGCUGAUUGAGCAAAGAAGCAAAGCCCCAGGGCCAAUGUGUUCCAAGGUGUUCCCAGCAGUAGGUUUAGUUUGGUAGUUCUGAAGCCUGUGGGAAGAGAAUCACUAACUUGGGAUAUUUCUGGAUGGGAGACCAUUGGGUAGAAUGUAUCUUGAUCAUGACAAACUGGGAAUAAUUUAGUCAAAAAUCUUGGUUUGAACCUUGGAUUGUUUUUAAAAAACAGUUCAGUUCUUGAGAAGUAUUAUUAUCGCUAUAAAAUGGGGAUAAUAAUACCUAUCCACUUCAUAGCAUUGUUGAAAGGGUCAAGUAAGAGAGUGGAUAUGAAGGUAACUUGUAAACACAACAUGCCUUGCAAAUGUUAGUUUUAAAAGGAAACCACCCAAUAUAAAAAGUUCCCACAGUAUAAUGUUCAAGAGAUAAAGAGUUCCCUGAUGUUCCUUUCAUGAGGCAAUGUCUAUGUUCUCCUGUUUCUCCUUUCUCCUGACUCAGAUAGGUGGUGAAAAGUGCCAUUUCAGUGUAUUGGCAGGACAAGGAAGCUAGAGUAUAGAUAUCCACAACUCUACAGCUAAAUAAAUAGGGUUCAGGGGACAUAAUGAAGAAAGAACUGAUCACGUGACUAUACAAGGUGGAUUAUAAAGAGAAAGGAAGGAGAAGGAUCAGCUGGGAUCCUGAGCUGAUGUUCUUGUGAUGGGUCAUUCAGGUAACUGUCAGUUAUACUUGGCACCUGCAUUCUAUGCCAAUCUCUGCCCUGGGCACUGGAGCUGCAAUGAUGUGUAAGAUGUGUCCCAUGCUUGUGACAGGAGAUAGGCACAGUUUUGAUACAAUGUGAUGUUAGAAUGUGACCCCUUAUGAGGGCAGGAAAUUUGGUCAAUACUUAUUUCGUUUUGUUUACUGCUGUGUCCCCAGCCCUAGUACCUAGUAAGUGCUCAAUAAACUUUUGUUGCAUGAA